AUGGCUUCGAGAUCGAGAUCCAGAUCGCCUGGCGACCGCUAUCGCUCCCGAACCCGAUCGCCGACCCCGCGUUCCGACAGAGGUCGCUCUGCCUCGCGCUCGCCAGUUCGCCGCCGGGACUACGAUUCGCGUUCGCCGUCGCGUUCCCAGUCGCCAGCCCCGCGACGCAACGGCAGAUACCGCAGCGAAAGUCGCAGCCAGAGCCCUGUUGUCAGAAGCACCAAGAUUGUCGUCGAGCGCUUGACCAAGAACAUCAACGAGGGACAUCUUGAGGAGAUCUUCAGCCAAUUUGGUCCUAUCAAAGACCUUGAUCUGCCUAUCAAUAGAACAUACGGCACCAACAGAGGCACUGCCUAUAUUCUCUACGACCACGAGGCCGACGCUGAGGAGGCUAUUGCUCACAUGCACGAGGCUCAGAUUGAUGGCGCCGUUAUCAACGUAUCCAUAGUCCUGCCCCGGCGCAAGCUCUCCCCGCCGCCUCCCAUGGCUCGUCGCGGUGCAGGCUACGACCCCAGGCUUCCAGCUCCCGCUGGUCGAGGCAGCGGCAGGCAGUCGGGCGCACCUCAUGCCGGGGCCUCGGGUCCCGGAUCCUUUGGCCAGAACGGACCCCGUCGCGGUGCUUCGCCUCCACCGAAUCGUCGGGGGCCUAGAUCCGAUACCUACCGCCCGCGAUCCGUCUCUCGCUCCCCCUCGCGAUCUCCUGCGGGUGCACCUCCAUCACGUGGUGGAGGCAGCAGGUACAGAAGCCGUUCGAGAUCUUACUCACGAUCUCGCUCGCCAGCCCCGAGACGCGGCGCAGGUGCGCGCGGAAAUGAGUACCGCAGAAGGAGCCCGAGUCGAGACAGCUACGACAGUUACGAAAGCCGUCGGACUCGUUCCUCCAGCCGUAGCCGUGACCGUGGCCCUCGAACCGGUGCUGGUGGAAGUCGUGGCGGUGGCGGCUUCCGGGGCUAUCGAUGA
Colletotrichum chrysophilum is the source of this 960-nucleotide messenger RNA. RefSeq lists its product as uncharacterized. The record is from RefSeq and is a predicted model, not a curated record. Gene Ontology annotation, molecular function: RNA binding. NCBI's taxonomy places the organism in Eukaryota, Fungi, Ascomycota, Sordariomycetes, Glomerellales, Glomerellaceae. The transcript has 3 exons. Gene Ontology annotation, cellular component: nucleoplasm; cytoplasm; ASAP complex. Bases 1 to 960 code for a protein of 319 amino acids. Gene Ontology annotation, biological process: mRNA splicing, via spliceosome.